UGUAGCUUGGGCAAAUCUGUUACAGUCCUAUAUCCUAGACUAGAGAUGAUGAGCAACAAGCUGAAGUAGAUUCAUGGAAGUAAAUAACCUGCCAGAUAUGAACAUUUGUAAGAGAGUUCACGUGUAUACCUUGUGGCAAACAUUCAGCGUUAACCAGAGACAGGAUAUGAAAUCUGAAGUCCUUUAAAUACUGUAAUAUCAACUUGGUUGAGAUGGCAGCACGCCCCAUCUCUCAUGACAGCCUGCACUUGAGUGACUCUGAAAUUGAAAAUUGGAAUCAAAGGACAACUUGUCAGUCAAGGAGAGUUUGCAGAUACUCAAGUGGUCAGCCACGUGGAGAUCAGCUAGACGAAGAGUUGGUGAAAAUGAGCCUGCAUGGAGCCAGUGGAGGAGGACCCCUGGAUCAUACCAGAGAGAGACAGCGGUCUGGAGAUCGCUCCAGGGACUCUUCACAUGAGAGGGGUGAAGGACAGCUGACCCCAUGCAUCAGGAACGUCACUUCACCCAUAGGCCAGCAUCUAAGUGACCGCGAACGGGAGUCUGGUUACACAUCACGCUCCACGAGUCCCAGGCCUCAGAAAGCAUGCACCUCCAGCUUGUUCUAUGGCAACUCCUUUGGCAAAACCCAAAGCUCACCUGACAUGAUCUACAUGUGCGAAAAGGAGGGCCCUCGCAGUUUGAGGACAGCCGAGAGAGUUACACUGAUUGUGGAUAACACACGUUUUGUUAUCGACCCAUCCAUCUUCACUGCCCAACCCAACACCAUGCUCGGCAGGAUGUUCGGAUCUGGAAGGGAACAUAACUUCACGCGUCCUAAUGAAAAAGGCGAGUAUGAGGUUGCAGAGGGAAUCAGCUCCACUGUGUUCAGAGCUAUUUUGGAUUACUACAAAUCAGGGUUAAUCCGCUGCCCUGAUGGGAUCUCCAUCCCGGAGCUGAGAGAGGCAUGUGACUAUCUUUGCAUCGCCUUCGACUACAGCACCAUCAAGUGCAGAGACCUCAGUGCACUCAUGCACGAGCUGUCUAACGAUGGUGCCCGGCGGCAGUUUGACUUUUAUCUGGAGGAGAUGGUGCUGCCUCUGAUGGUGGCCAGCGCUCAGAAUGGAGAGAGGGAGUGUCACGUGGUCGUGCUGACCGACGAUGAUGUGGUGGAUUGGGAUGAAGAGUAUCCACCGCAGAUGGGAGAGGAAUACUCACAAAUUAUAUACAGCACAAAACUAUACCGGUUCUUUAAAUACAUUGAAAACCGAGAUGUUGCCAAGUCAGUUCUGAAGGAAAGAGGACUGAAGAAAAUUCGAUUAGGCAUUGAAGGAUAUCCCACUUACAAAGAAAAAGUAAAGAAGCGACCUGGUGGGCGUCCAGAAGUCAUUUAUAACUACGUCCAGAGACCCUUCAUCCGAAUGUCCUGGGAGAAAGAGGAGGGCAAAAGCCGACAUGUGGACUUCCAAUGUGUGAAAAGCAAGUCCAUCACCAACCUCGCCGCAGCCGCUGCCGAUAUUCCUCAGGACCAGCUCGUUGUCAUGCACCCUGGGCCUCAGGUGGAUGAACUGGACAUCCUCCCUAACCACCACCCUCAGCACGGCAAUCAUUACGACCCUGAUCCAGAUGCCUCAUCCCCGGCCAUCUGACCCAAACACACAAACCCGCUAACCACCACCUCAGUCCCGCUGCCAAGACCGCAUUGCCUUUCUUAAAGUCCUCUCCAGCCUUACAAGUCAUAAAGACCUGAUUGCUGCGGCAGUAGAAAUGUGAAAUGCCCUUUGUACACUAUGCCUUUCUUUCCCCCAUAGAACUCAACCAAAGGAGUUGUUUUUAUUUAAUUAGGGACACAGAAUGAAUAAAAGAAACUCUGUCAUUAAUCGCUCCUUUGGUUAGCACUAAAAGUGUUUGAUUGUACUAUGUGGUGCUGUGUGGGUACUACUGUUUGACUUGGCAAUAAACGGGAGCACACAAAACCCAUGUCUACAUUGUAAGCAUGUAGGGCUUGGCGAUAUAUUGAGUUUUAGCAAUGCUUGUGCUAGAGAUAUGAAAUUAAGCAACAUUGUGAAUAUUUUGAUCAUUUUAAUUGGUCAUUAAGUUUUCCAAAGACGUCGUCAUUUGUUUCACAAUCAUUUGUCUCGCAACAUGCAAAUAUGAAAGAGUUAAAGCUGAAGUUACUUUUUCGGUGAUGAAAUCCUUUCUCCUAUCCCAGCUUAAUAUGCAUAGAUGACUAUAAUUAAGCCAUUCAUAGGUUAAUUUUCUUGAAAACUGUGAACACUGUGGUGCUAUGAAAAUACCUCUGACCUGUCUUUUGAGACACAACAACAUUGACUCGACAAAUGGCGUGUGUUGGGGGUGGACUAUGUGUUUGUUUGAUCAACUGCAGACGGGGGGCGUUUUUAAGCUGUUGUUAUAAAAAUGCUUAUUUUUGCAAUUCCGUUUGGUGGUGCAGAUAUUACACAGUUCAACUUUUAAGAUGAAGAUAUUUUAAUUGUGUUUAGAAUUCAGCAAACUCUAGUAAACUUGACAAUAUAGUUGUAAGUUUGAUUCAUUUCUUUGAAUCAGUCCAAACCAUCGAUUUGAUUAAAAAUUAAGAUAUAAUGAUUUGUUUUUGUGAAUCAGUUCAAACUGUCCAUUUCAAUGAAUUCAUUCAAAUCUCUGAUUCAACGAUUGUUGGCAUAAAGCAUUUCAAAGUGUCCAUUUUCAUGAAUUGAUUCAAAUAUCUGAUUUAUCAGUUUUGUUGAAUAAUUUCAAACUGUUCAUUUCAGUGAAUUGAUUUAAAACUGAUACAAUGAUUCAUUUGCGUCAAUCAUGCAAUAACAUUCAUGGAAGUCUCUGCAUGACAUUUUUAGUCAAUUCAGUGUUUUAGUAAUAACAUGAAGGUAAAUAUUGUUGUUUCAUAACUAGACAUAUAUAUAUAUAUAUAUAUAUAUAUAAUUACCUAUAUAGCCCAGCCCUACAAGCAAGCAAGUGAAAUGACUUGACAAAGUUAGAAUGGCCAUUAUAAUCAAUCCAGCUGCCUACAUUGCAGGUGUGCAAAGAUACACAUCCAUUAUUAUCAACAAGCUGUCUACACUGCAAGACCACAAAGUCCUUUUUUAUAAUGGGAAUACUUCAGUUUUAUCACGUUGCGCACUGCGUAGAUGGGGUGUAAUGGAGCAGCCAUGGAGCCUCACUGUGAUGCAUGGCCUUUGAAUAAGUUCAACUGAAGUGAUGUCACUGUCAUAUUGUACUUUUCAUUUUAUUGUUAUUUGUAGCUGGUGUGCUGCUAAAGACACUAUUUUGACAAGUACCUCUUGUGUACUGCUUGAAAAUUUUUAUUUUAAUAAACAUGAUUAAAUCA
Molecule: messenger RNA, 3319 nt
Organism: Xyrauchen texanus (razorback sucker)
Lineage: Eukaryota; Metazoa; Chordata; Actinopteri; Cypriniformes; Catostomidae
Product: BTB/POZ domain-containing protein 10-like
Exons: 9
Coding region: 213-1625 (470 amino acids)
Biological process (GO): positive regulation of phosphorylation
Cellular component (GO): cytoplasm
Molecular function (GO): protein binding
Source: RefSeq, a predicted model, not a curated record